CCCAUGAGGAGACCACCGCCGCCAUGUCGGACCGGCUGGGCAAGCCGAGCUGUCUCAUCGUCGCCAGCGCCGCGGCCGCGGGUGUGUCAGCCCAGUCCUUCCUUCACUGCUUUACCCUGACGAGUUCUGCUUUUAAUCUGCAAGUUGCCACUCCUGGGGGAAAGCCAAUUGAUUUUGUGGAUAUGAAUGAGAGCAACAUGCGCUGGGUCCAAGACUUCCGUAUGAAAUCCUAUUCCAGCCCUGCUAAACUGGAGUCCAUUGAUGGUGCUAGGUACCAUGCAUUGCUGAUUCCAAACUGUCCUGGUGCUAUGACUGACCUUGCAAACAGUGGGUACUUGUCGAAGAUACUGCAGCACUUCAGCACUGAGAACAAGCCCAUCUGUGCAGUUGGACAUGGAGUCGCAGCCUUGUGUUGUGCCACCAAUGAGGAUAAAUCCUGGGUGUUUCAAGGAUACAGCUUGACAGGGCCCUCUGUGUAUGAACUAGUCCGACAGCCUAAUUUUGCCAGUUUGUCCAUUAUUGUGGAAGACUUUGUGAAGGAUUCUGGAGCUACGUUCAGUGCCAGCCGUCCAGAUGCUGUGCAUGUUGUACUGGACAGGCACCUGGUGACAGGACAGAAUGAGAAUUCCACUCUUCCUGCAGUCCAGAAUCUUCUCAUCCUUUGCAAUGUCAGGUGAAUGUGUGUUAGAAGUCCUUUCCUGGCUGUGGACUAACAGGUCGUGUCAUGUUUGGAUGUGUUUCCUUCAGCAGGAAAUGAAGGAGCAGGUCUCUUUGCAUAGGAUGGAUGAAGAGCCAGCAGGUUAAGGAAUUCCUUGUCUGUGAACUGGAUAAAACAUCCCUCUAAAUUUGUCCUGGAUUGUGGAGUGGCUGUGAAAGUGAAGUAACAGUGUCAGGCUUUGCAUAGAUGGAAAGGAUGAAGGUUGUGACUGAGAACUUUGAAGUACAUCACACUUUAGAAGCAAUGAUGAAACCAUCUUGUGUUUUUGUUGCUGUAUCUUUUUGUUCUGCUGCUUCUCUCUAGACCAGAGAAUUUCCAGAUGUGGGAAUGUCCUUUUAAAGGAAAGUUGGUGCUAUGACUUCAGAUUGCUGAAGACCUUACUCUGGGUUGAUGUUAUACUGAUGGUUAGUAACUGCCCCGAAGAGCACUUGGAACAAUGUGAACCAUGGGGUGUUCGUGUUUCAAUAGCAAUAUCUACACCCAGAGCUUGACUGAAAUGCAAUUCCAGAUGCAGGGAAUGAAGGGAACCACCUUUCAUGUGAUUACUGUCUGAACUCUGAAUGUGUUGGGCACUUGGAUGUGCUUGGAAUAGGAUGGAAAAUGCUCUGCUGCUCUCUGAAUAAAGCUGAAGAGGUUGUUUGCA
This is a messenger RNA of Neopsephotus bourkii (Bourke's parrot), 1361 nucleotides long. It is a transcript of the gene GATD1, whose product is annotated as glutamine amidotransferase class 1 domain containing 1. Lineage: Eukaryota; Metazoa; Chordata; Aves; Psittaciformes; Psittacidae. Bases 24 to 677 code for a protein of 217 amino acids. The record is from RefSeq and is a predicted model, not a curated record. The transcript has 8 exons.